Austrofundulus limnaeus is the source of this 1994-nucleotide messenger RNA. RefSeq names its product chromogranin-A. The transcript has 8 exons. The record is from RefSeq and is a predicted model, not a curated record. Gene Ontology annotation, biological process: negative regulation of catecholamine secretion; defense response to bacterium; negative regulation of insulin secretion. Gene Ontology annotation, cellular component: chromaffin granule. Bases 267 to 1361 code for a protein of 364 amino acids. NCBI's taxonomy places the organism in Eukaryota, Metazoa, Chordata, Actinopteri, Cyprinodontiformes, Rivulidae.
AAAGGCAGGCUGUCGAGGUGAAGUCAGUCGGCAGAGACACCGGGAGAGGAAGGAGGCUGCCUGAUGCAGCAGAAAAUUUAGCUCUCCAGAAAUACCGAAAGGCGACCAAGUUUUGAAGCAGAAUGCGUCUGUGAGCCGCUGGAAGACUGCCUGUAAAUAAUAAUAAUAAAAAACCCAAGCUUCUGAUUAAAAACAAGAAAAAGAAAAUAAAGCUUCGCUGUUUUGUUUUAUUCCUGGAGAGCUUAAUUCACCUCGUUUCCAACAAGAUGAUCGGGAGAGAAGUCUUCCUUCUGACUGUUUUAUCCACCUGCGCUCUGUCAUUGCCAGUGACUUCAGGUCAGCUGGAGAAUGAGGACGUGAAGGUGAUGAAAUGCAUCGUGGAGGCGCUGGCUGACGUGCUGUCGAGGCCACACCUCGUGCCCAUCAGUCAAGAGUGUUUGGUCACACUGAAAACAGAUGACAGGCUCCUCGCCAUCCUUCGUCAUCACAACUUUCUGAAGGAGCUGCAGGAGAUCGCUGUGAAAGGUGGUCAUGAGAGGGCUGUGGUGCAGAGAUACGCCGACGCACCGACGCCCACAACUAAAACUCUUCACACAAAGGAUCGUGUUGCUGAUCGAUCCAUGUUGGAUGCUUUGGGAGGCCCCGGCGAAAGAUCCAUCCUAUCCCAGGGGAAGAGGGYGGGAGAUGGACGAGAAGAGGAGGAUGAGAGCAGGGAAGACGGAGAGUCACGGGAGGAUGGCGGCGCCAAAGAGGUGGAGGCGAAGAAGAGAAAAGAGGCGAAGGAAGGGGGACACGAWAGGAAGCGAGAGAACUCAGAGGAGAUUUCAAGGGAGGAAAACGAGGCGAAGGAUAUCAGAGGYGAUGGGUCUGAUGGAAAAGGCGUACCUUCCAGAAACAAACCAACGACGGAAAGGUUUGACGUGCAACACGAAGAAGAAAGUGGCAAAAGAUCUGUGCUGCUGUCACAAAAACACAACRGCAACGAGGAGGAAGCUAAAAUGAGAAGAGGUGACAGGGAGAACGUCAAGCGCUGGGCCAAGAGGGCGAAGCAUUUGCAGCCAAAGAAGAAAACCGUCCAAAAAGAGGAGCCGCCAUUCAGCAGUCAACAGGAAGUGCCUCAUCACUCAAAAGAGGUCACAGAUGACGAGGAGGAGGAAGAGGAGAAGAAACGAUUUGCUCAGAGGAGUCCAGAGGAGAAGGAGCUGCAAAUGAUUGCUCGUGGGSCACCAGAGGACAAGAGGGCGAUGGAGGAUGAAGGAAGUGGCAUCAGAAAAGAGGAGCCGGAGAUUGAAAGUCUGGCAGCUAUCGAGUCAGAGCUGGAAAAUGUUGCCCAGAAACUCCACGAUCUGCGUCGAGGCUGAAAAAGAAAAAAAAGAAAGAAAAAAAGAAAAACCAGCACAAGUCUGACACGGCAGUCUCUUUGUUCUUCUCCGCUUCACCAGAUGCCUGGUUUCCACUGAUAGAUAGUGUGAACGUGUGACAAGUUUUAUCUUUUGCUAUUUUUCUUCUAGGAUGCCACACUACUGCAGCUUUUUGUUUGUUUGUUUGUUUGUUCAGAUAUUCUUCAUUUUCUCAAAGUAAUGUAGCAUCCUGUAGAUUGAAGCUAGCAGACUAAUAAAUGCACAAACUCUGUGCUAAAAAGAACAGAUUCCUACAGAAAUWUCAACGUUAUGACAGUCUUACAAUCAUUUCUUCCUUAUGCACAUUAUCUUGAUUAAUUAACAUUGAGCACUGAUUCAAACGAAAGGUUAAUUCAGGUACACACACACACACUCACACACACACUCACACACACACACCCCAUCAUGUGGAGUUGUACAGCUUGUAAAAAGCAGAUGCUUACCUGUUGCAGUGGACACACAGAGGACUCUAAUCAAGCCAAGGCAAUAAGUUUAGAUUUUUAGCAGUUAAAUGAUCGAAUUGUGAUUGAACAUUGUGAUAAAUUUGUGUAAAAAAUAAAUAAAACUAAUUGAUUCUGUAGCUGUAAAAACUGA